AAUAACACAAAUAUGAAAUGGAAUCUAAGUCGUACGCAUAAAUCACACAAUUAUCCAUACCGUCUCCCGAUGUCUACACAAACGUCUAACGUAAACGUCAAAGAAGAAAGCGCGAAUACAAGUCGUACGCAUAAACCACACAAUUAUCCAUCCCAUCUCCCGAUGUCUAAACAAACGUCUGAAGUGAAUGCCAAAGAAGAAAGCGCGAAUCGAAGUCGUGCGCAUAAACCACACAAUUAUCCCUCCCAUCUCCCGAUGGCUACACAAACGCCUAGCGUAAAUGUCAACGAAGAAGAAAGUCCAAGUGAUUUUCCAAUUUCCCAUGUUCAUUCAAAUAGCAAUCAUAUUAAUAGAAUACAAAAUGCAACGGUUAUAUUUUCAAAUAAUCAAAAUGAAAAUCUACAGUCUUUAUGGUUAUCAUCUGUGAUAGUAUCAAGUACAGUGGCCACUCUCAUUUCUACCACUAUUUGUAUUGUAUUAUUUUGUAUAUUCAUAAUAGUACUGAAAGUUAAUUAUGUCAGAAAUGAUUCACAUUCAUCUGAUACCACAAGUAAUUGA
This is a messenger RNA of Trichobilharzia szidati, 558 nucleotides long. Lineage: Eukaryota; Metazoa; Platyhelminthes; Trematoda; Strigeidida; Schistosomatidae. The record is from the annotation of a GenBank genome assembly.